UCCUCCUCCUGGACAAAAGCUGGGCUUUGUCUUGAGCAGGAGCAGUGCCCUCCAUCGCUGUGUCCUUGCCUGCUGCAGGCUGCCCCAAGCUGGUCCCGGUAAGCCUCAGGCAGCUGUGCUUCUCUGCCUCACAGCAUGGCUCUGGGUAGCACAGGGAUGCUGUGGAACAGGAAGCCUAAUGUUUUGUUAAUCAGAAGGCUGUAGCUGCUGCUGAGGCCAUCGCUGCCAUCAUGCUGCCUGUGGGAGCAGGCAGAAGCCUUGACUGGCAUUUGAGGGUUGUGUUGGUGGGAGAUGGGUUCCAGCAGGGAGCUCUGCUCUCAGACAGGGACAAGCUGUACUCUGGCACCCUGGCUUGCUGGAGCAGCACAGGAUGCCAGCAUAAAAGCUGCUUACACCUGAGAUUUUUAGCCUCAGGAGCUGGUUGGUACAGCUCUCACUUAGGGUGCCUGAGUUGUGCCUUAUUAACUGUCAUCCAACCCCCCACAAAAAACAACUCAUAGCUGUCAAGCAGGCCCUUUUCUGGUGCCAUCCCUGUUCUAGUCAUGUUUGAGUUGAAUGGCAGGUGCUCAUCCUGUGGGCACUGGCUCCACUGUGUGCCAUCAGUGAGCUCUUUUUAGGGCUGUGAGAGCCGGGUCUACAGUAGAGAAGGCUGCAGCGGGUGCCUGUGUGCCGUUGUCCUGCUGCUCCCAUGCAGGAUCUCUUGGCCACCCUGCUGGUGCCAGCUACAUCUCUGUAGCUGUUGGAACCUGGCACUAGAAUUGGUACUUUUUGUAACCCUCCAUCCUGCUGGGCCCUGGCUGCUCCAUGUGGGUGGCAGAUGUAGCACAGUGGAUUGUUUGGUCUCUGAAAUUGCUGGCAAUUGCAGUGCAGGGUCUUUCCCCCCCAGCAGCACCCUGAGCAGCUGACAAGCUAGCAGCGUGCCACUGAACCCAGCACAGUGCACACAAGGAUGGCCCAUGUGGCUGAGCUGAGAGGAGUGGCCUCCCUAGGAAGCCACUGGGGGAUUCAGUUUGUCUUUGCUGUUCUAUGAUGAAAAGAUGCAUCUCAGAGCCAGCUGUGCCUCCAGGCAGGGCACAGGACUCCUAGAUGCAGGAUGCAAAAGCACCAUGAUGCAAAAGCCUGGGCAAAACCCUGAAGUACUCUUGGCAACACAGGGUAGACUGGGAGCAACCCCAACCUGAGCCCACUGUGUGGGCUGCUGCAGGGAACCCAGCAUGAGGCUGCUUUCUGCCUUCACUUGUCCUGCUGCAUACUGUGCCUCCAGGGGGAAGGAACAAUGUGAACAGUGGCUGUUGAACAGGAUGGGAUUCAGCCUACUGCCAGCAGGAAAUUUCACCACUGCUCCAAACUCAGCUGUGGCUCUCAGCAUAGCUGAGUGCCACCCCCUGCACAGGGCUCGGGACAGAACUGUGGUGCACAGAAAAGGGGGCUGCAGGACAGCAGUGCCUGACAGCCCCCUCCUUUUGGCAGGUACCCACAUCAUCUACGACCGCAAGUUCCUGCUGGAGUGCAAGAAUUCGCCCGGGGCCAGGACCCUUCCCUGCUGCCCGCCCCAGAUCCCCGGUGUCACCUCCCUGGCCCAGUCCAGCCUCGUCAAGCUGGAGGAGCACAAGGAGCAGAAUGAGAGUGAAGAGGCCAUGCCAGAUCAAGACCAGUGUGACAUGGACAUCUGAGUUUCCAGCUUCAUGUCUCCAGGCUGUGGCUGGGCCUGUUCCUGGGCCUUGUGGAGGUGCUGGCACCGUGACCAGCUGGCUGCAGCCCUCUCUGAUGCUGGGGAUGAAUGUGUGACACCUCAGGCUCUAGCACAACUAGCUGGUGCAACUGCCUAGGAGCUCAUGCUUGAUUAAUAAACACCAUGAAACCCCA
Centrocercus urophasianus (Greater sage-grouse) is the source of this 1866-nucleotide messenger RNA. It is a transcript of the gene EIF4EBP3, whose product is annotated as eukaryotic translation initiation factor 4E binding protein 3. Lineage: Eukaryota; Metazoa; Chordata; Aves; Galliformes; Phasianidae. Gene Ontology annotation, molecular function: eukaryotic initiation factor 4E binding. Gene Ontology annotation, cellular component: cytoplasm. The record is from RefSeq and is a predicted model, not a curated record. Gene Ontology annotation, biological process: negative regulation of translational initiation.